UUCGGCCAUUUCCCCAGCACUGUCUCAUGAACCAACUUGCACUUUUCAAGCCAACGGAAUAACCAAAUAAUAGCUAAAAAUGGCGUAAUUAUAGUUCUUCUGUAGUCGUUUUCCCCCACCCUUACGAUAGUAGGUGCCAUCGGUCAGACGGCCUCGCCGCUAAUCGCCCACCGCGCCACCCUAGCUCUCUGCGCCGCUCGUUUCUAGUAGGUAAUUAAUAUCUACCUACCUACCUACCUAAUAGGUAUAUUAUUAUUUUUCUCAUGCGGCGCGCGGUGAGAAAAUCUCACCGUUCCCGCCCUCGAUUUUCAGCAUGAGCAGUGCUGAGACAGAGCCGCUUCUCGGUAAUGUGUCGCGUGACCGUCUGACUGUAUCCGGAAACAUGGGCUUCGAGAACGGCGUCGAGGACUACGUCCGCGAGGCGGAUGCGGAUGCUUAUAACCAGGACCGAGAGCGGGAUGGGUACGGGCAUGGCCAUGGACUUGGGGGUGAGCAUGACGGAGACCUGGUCACGAGCACGGAGGCGCGGUCCCUCUCGCGCGGCCUCGCGCAGAGACAUCUUUCUAUGAUCGGGCUCGCGGGCGCCAUUGGCACGGGCCUGUUCCUCGGCCUCGGGGGCGCGAUCCAGACGGGCGGGCCGCUGGGCGCGCUGCUCGGGUACGCGAUCGUCGGGCUGGUCGUGUGCGCGGUCACGUUCGCCCUGGGCGAGGUGUCGGCCCUGCUCCCCGUCACGGGUUCCUUCGUGCGCCACGCCGAGUUCCUCGUCGACCCGGCUUUAGGGUUCGCCGUCGGCUGGAACCUGGUCUAUGGCAUCGCGCUGUCGAUCCCCAGCGAGAUCACCGCCAUCUGCGUGCUGUUCACCUUCUGGACCGAGGACGUUAACCCGACCGCUUACAUCAUGGUGUUCAUCGUGCUGACGUUCGUCGUCGGCAUCGCUUUCGUGCGCGUCUUCGGCGAGGUCGAGUUCGUGUUCGCUAUCCUUAAGGUCCUGCUCGUUGUCUUCCUUAUCAUUCUGGGCAUUAUUAUCGCGUCGGGUGGUAUACCGGGCACGCCUGCUAUCGGGUUCAGGUAUUGGUACGAACCGGGCCCGUUUGUCGAGUACAUAGCGACGGGGGCGUGGGGCCGCUUUCUCGGGUUCUGGGGCGUGCUGACCAGCGCCGUCUUCUCGUUCGCCGGCAUCGAGUCGCUCGCCAUGGCCGCGGCCGAGACACGCAACCCGAGGCGCGCGAUCCCCCGCGCGUGCAAGCGCAUCUUCUACCGCGUUCUGCUCUUCUACCUGCUGGCUAUCCUGGUGGUCGGCCUACUGGUCUCAAGCGACGACUCGCGCCUCGACGACUCGUCCGGUACGGCGGCCCAGAGCCCGUUCGUGAUCGCGGCCUCGGCGGCGGGAAUCAGCGCGAUACCCAGCGUCGUCAACGCCGUCGUCAUCACGUCCGCGUGGUCGGCGUCGAACCAGUCGCUGCUCUCGGGCACGCGCGUGCUGUUCGGCCUCGCGCUCAAGGGCCAGGCGCCGCAGAUCUUCCUGCGCACGACGUCCUGGGGCACGCCGUACGUGUGCGUGCUGUUCUACACCGCGUGCAUGUUCCUCAGCUUCAUGAGCCUGAGCAACGGCGCGCUGACCGUGUUCUGGUGGCUCGUCGACUUGACGGCCGCGGGCGUGCUGGUCUCGUGGUCGGUGAUUCUGCUGAAUCAUAUUCGUCUUAAGCUGGCGAUGAAGAAGCAGGGGAUUCCGGAUGAGCGGUUGCCUUGGCAUAAUUGGUGGACUUAUUAUAGCUCGUGCGCUGCACUUUUUAUGUGCAUUACGAUUCUGUUUACGGGCGGAUUUAAGGUCUUUACGAAGGGGAAUUGGGACCCGAGUGGUUUUGUCUCGUCGUAUCUGGAUAUACCUCUUGUCUUGGGAGCAUACUUCAUAUGGAAGUUUGUCAAAAAGACUUAUAUUGCACAGCUUGAUAGCAUACCGCUCGAUGAAGCGUUUAAACAGGUGGACCUCUACCCCGAUGAGCCGGAGGGCAAGUCGGAGGGUUGGGUGCGCUUGAUUAGUUGGAUAUGGGAUUAAUGAGAUAAGCACCGAAUUAAAGGGAAUAGAGUAGACUGAUUGGAAAUGGGUUAUAGAAAGUAAUUAUGUCGCCAAAGGAGAUACUUUUAGGUUGAUCGCAUCUAUAUCGGCGUUGAUGAGAGUAGCGGAUAGGAGAAACUUAUAUUAAUGAGGGG
Molecule: messenger RNA, 2211 nt
Organism: Annulohypoxylon truncatum
Lineage: Eukaryota; Fungi; Ascomycota; Sordariomycetes; Xylariales; Hypoxylaceae
Product: proline-specific permease
Exons: 3
Coding region: 314-2056 (580 amino acids)
Biological process (GO): amino acid transmembrane transport
Cellular component (GO): membrane
Molecular function (GO): amino acid transmembrane transporter activity
Source: RefSeq, a predicted model, not a curated record